UUCUCCUAAUAUGACCGGUAUGCCGAGAUACCGGUCAUCCACUCCUUACCCUCCAAAUCCAAGCCUUGUUCAACGUAUGCUAAAUGAUACAUGCUUCAAAUGUAAACAACAAGGUCACUGGUCUAUGUAUUGUCCUAACAACAACAAUAACCAUUCACCGGUUUUGUCUUCCAACAAGCAAAUACACUGUCGUUGCGGUCACGGUUUCUGUGAUGUUAAAAUCUCUAAUAGUGAAAGAAACAAAGGGAGGUUGUACUUUGCAUGUCCUAUCAAAAGGGGUGCACCUUGUAGUACUUUUGUGAAGUGGUGUGAUGAUGAGAGGGAUUUGGAGCCUUCUUUGGUUAAGUAUCCUAAGUGUAAAUGUGUCAUCAUACCGGUCAUAUUAGGAGAAACUAUCCGAGUAUAA
Medicago truncatula (barrel medic) is the source of this 406-nucleotide messenger RNA. Its product is annotated as DNA topoisomerase 3-alpha. The transcript has 2 exons. Lineage: Eukaryota; Viridiplantae; Streptophyta; Magnoliopsida; Fabales; Fabaceae. Gene Ontology annotation, molecular function: nucleic acid binding; zinc ion binding. The record is from RefSeq and is a predicted model, not a curated record. Bases 11 to 406 code for a protein of 131 amino acids.